Molecule: messenger RNA, 2123 nt
Organism: Manis javanica (Malayan pangolin)
Lineage: Eukaryota; Metazoa; Chordata; Mammalia; Pholidota; Manidae
Source: RefSeq, a predicted model, not a curated record
GGAGGGGAGGCGGGCGAGAGAGACAGAGAAGGGUGCGGCCGGAGCGGAGCGUGACCUCAGUGCCGGGGAGCUUCUGCUCGGCGCCAGAGGGCGGGCCGCUCGGGCGCUCGGUCCCUUCCCUCCCUGCCGCGCCCGUCCACCGCUCUCCGGCGGCCGCGGUGGGAGAGCCGGGGCCUCAUUGGCCCGCCGGCCCGACCUUGGCCUAAAUCAGAGCGCUGGGCUUUUGCUCGGGCCAUCUGCCCGCAGCCCGGCCGCACGCCCUGCGGCCGCUCCCGCCGGGUGAGUACCGCGUGCGUCUCUCCCCCAGACCGGCCCGGGCCCCCUGGCGAAGAGCCGCAGCGCCGCGAGAGGGAGGCCCGUCCGGCGUCCAGCCCCGGGCCAGCGCCCACCAGGUUCGGAGCUCCCGCGCACCGUCCGGGGACGCCGCACGGCGUCGCUGCCCCGGGCGGAGCCGCCGUGUCGGUGGCCGAAGGUGCUGGGCGCCCGGCGUUCCCGCAGCUGCGACCCGACAGCCCCGAGGGCCAGCGCCCGGGGCCGCCCUCGGGGUCCCCGCCGGGCGUCGGCCACAGCGGUGCCAGCCCGGGGCCCUCUCCGUCCCCUCGCAGGUGAUGGGAGCCGCGGGCCUGGCCGCUGCUCGGGGCGGCGCCCCCUGGGCUCUCCUCCUGGCCGCACUGGGCGCCGCGGCGGCUCAGCCGGGAGGCGAGGAGUCCAUCUGCACCGCCGGGCCGCUGGCUCGGUACCGCGUCACCUUCACGGGCAAGUGGAGCCAGCCGGCCUUCCCGAAGCAGUACCCCCUGUUCCGGCCGCCCGCGCAGUGGUCCUCCCUGCUGGGGGCCGCGCACAGCCCCGACUACAGCCUGUGGAGGAAGAACCGGCGCGCCAGCAACGGGCUGCGGGACUUCGCGGAGCGCGGCGAGGCCUGGGCCCUGAUGAGGGAGAUGGAGCUGGCGGGGGAGCGGCUGCAGAGCGUGCACGCCGUGUUCUCCGCGCCCGCCGUGCCCAGCGGCACGGGGCAGACGGCCGCGGAGCUCGAGGCGCACGCCCGGCACUCGCUGGUGUCCUUCGUGGUCCGCAUCGUUCCCAGCCCCGACUGGUUCGUGGGCGUCGACAGCCUGGACCUGUGUGACGGCGACCGCUGGCGGGAGCAGGUGGCCCUGGAUCUUCACCCCCACGACGCCGGCACAGACAGCGGCUUCACCUUCUCCUCCCCCAACUUCGCGACCAUCCCGCAGGGCACGGUGACCGAGAUAACGUCCUCCUCUCCCAGCCACCCGGCCAACUCCUUCUACUACCCACGGUUGAAGUCCCUGCCUCCUAUCGCCAGAGUGACCCUGGUGCGGCUCCCGCACAGCCCCAGGGGCUUUGUCCCGCCUGCCCCGGGCCUGGCAGGCUGGGACAACGAGGCCACGGACAGCCUCUCAGUUCCAGAAACGCCUCUGGACUGCGAGGUGUCCCUGUGGUCAUCCUGGGGGCUGUGUGGGGGUCCCUGCGGCAAGCUGGGAGCCAAGAACAGGACUCGCUACAUCCGCGUGCAGCCGGCCAACCACGGGGUGCCCUGCCCUGAGCUCCAGGAGGAGGCGGAGUGUGUCCCUGACAGCUGUGUCUGAGCCCUCGCCGCCAGGCCUUUCCGGUUGCUGGGGUCAGGGCCACAGCCAAGCGGGGAUCGCCUCACCUGCCUGUGCUCGGCCGCGGACAGGCCCCGGCAGACGCGCUGGCGGUCAGGACACAUGGGAGGCGCCUCCUGUGCGGACUUUCCUCCCAGACACCUGUCUGGAGUGUGCACCCCUGACUCAGCUCAGGGGCCUCUGCUGCCAUGCCCUGGCUGGUCACUGCCACGCGGGAGGCUGUCUUCCCUGCAGGGGGCCUGUACCCAGUGCCCCUCGGACGCUGCAGAACCACACACCCAGGCACAGGAUCCCACACCCCACGUGGCUGUGAAGCGCCUUGGACCUGGUCGUCCACACAGCUGCUGGCACACAGCCCACCGCCAGCCCUGCUCCUCAGAGAGGCUGCCACCGGGCAGGAGACCUGUGGGAGCUAAGCGGGGCAGGCGCCAAUGCCUCACUGUGGCCUUGCCCUUUUACUGGUGUCUCUGCACUUGAAUAAAGACUAGUUGUUCCUGA